AUGAGCGACCUACGCGACCUGGCGACCGAAACGGGGAGUAAUCUUACAGCUACCGGCGACAGUGAGCAUUCGGUACCUCGUCCAGGGCCGCCGAGCAGACAACCCAACUCGCCAGCUCAAGGCACCAGGAACGGUGGACUUAUGAUAGCUACGCUACGAAACAGUCUCAAGCUUUUGACGACAGAGAACUCGACCGGGCAACUUGAUGGGGGCAUAAUGAAUCUGAAUACCGACGAGCUCGCAAGAAGCGGUAUUCAAGUUACUAUGACCACACCUCUGGGUGCCUAUCGUAUUACACUCAAGGGUGGUGACAUAACUAAGCUUUCUAAAGUCAUGGAGGUUGCAUACUCCGUCAAUGGACCUGGUCAGAGUUUCUCAGCCGUCAUUGACGUCAACAAUCUGAAGUCGGCCCUGUAUCGUUACUCCAAGAGGAAGCGGCUCCCACUCGAUUACGAUGAACUUGCCGAGAGAGAAGCAAGGGCACCUACUAGACGGCACUCAUGCCUCAAAGCCGACGACGAUGGGCUCAUGAAGGGUUGCCCACGUUGUGAUACCCUCAGUCACAAUGCCAGUAACUGUUCUACUGUCAAGACUGACAAGGAAAGGUUCGUUUGGUUUGUCAAGAAGCGAGGCAGUAUGCCAAGCUUCUUGGACUUCAACACCUGGUUCCGCCUUGCGUCUGUCGAAGGCAGCCUCACCGCGCAAGACCGUUUUCCUUGGUCCGCUAAGUUCACAAAGUUCAAUGCCGAUGACAUUGAGCAACUCCAGAAUGAUCUGGACACUCUCGGUCUCGGAGAAGACCAGAAAGCUCUGGAUGCUUCACAGGAAACAGUCGUCCUUGAUGGCGUUGUCAUGAACAAGAAAAGGGCGGCCAUUAUCCUUGCUGGUGACUCUUAG
Messenger RNA from Fusarium subglutinans, 897 nucleotides. RefSeq lists its product as uncharacterized. The transcript is spliced from 3 exons. Bases 1 to 897 code for a protein of 298 amino acids. The record is from RefSeq and is a predicted model, not a curated record. Lineage: Eukaryota; Fungi; Ascomycota; Sordariomycetes; Hypocreales; Nectriaceae.